Molecule: messenger RNA, 414 nt
Organism: Syngnathus acus (greater pipefish)
Lineage: Eukaryota; Metazoa; Chordata; Actinopteri; Syngnathiformes; Syngnathidae
Product: lethal(3)malignant brain tumor-like protein 1
Exons: 5
Coding region: 127-414 (95 amino acids)
Source: RefSeq, a predicted model, not a curated record
CCACUAGAGGUGGAAGCUGAGAUUUCAGUUCGCAGUAGCCAGCCAGAGCCACUAGGAGGUGCCAGUGAGCAAAACCAAAAUGGAACCAGACUCAAAAAGACUGCUUCGGUUCCCAAAUAUCUCAAAAUGCACUACGUGAAAGAAGAGUCUGGUGAUGGUAAAGCAUCCCCAGAUUCCAUUUCCCUCCAGCAAGCCCUUCACGAGUCAGUGUUCUCCCCCGGCGUGUCUACCGCUCCCCCCCACCGGGUGGCGCUAUGCUGGGACAAACACUGUCAACUGCUGCCUGAGGUUCUGGGCCUCACCGCCAAGAGAGUGGCGGGAUGGAGCACGGAGGAGGUGUCCAGUUUUGUGAAAGGACUCCCUGGGUGUAAAGAACAUGCUGCAACAUUUAAAACAGAGCAAAUAGCACUUUGA